AUGGUGCGAAUUAAGGACUCGGAUGAUAAAACGAUGUAGGUUGGCCCAAUAGGUUUGUGAUUAUAAAUCUCCUUUAGCAUAAAUAUUUAUAGUAAGAUAAAUUCCAUUUUAGCCCAAUUCCAGAAAUAAAAUUAGUAGAGGAGACAAAGAACGCCAACUUCUUUGAUAUUGUAAGUUUGAAAAUGCAAUUUAUAGGGAUGGGUACUCCAAGUGCGACGGUCAGAUUCUGAUGAAACUUGACAAAAACUUAGAUCAAUUGUUUCUAACGAUAAGAAAUGCGCCAGACUCCUAGCUCGCGUUUUGCAGAAACUACCGAGAUUUUGUAGAUCAAAGGUAUUAGAUAAAAAUGCACCGUUUUUUUUGCGAAUCUUGGCACUUGAAGUUUCAUGCCUAUUUCUAUCGUAGAGGAUAAUGCUUCUACAAAAAAUUAUGUUUUACGCACGAAAUUGGCAAAAAUAUGACCAAAAAGUGUUUUCUCUCUGCCUUCUCUCCGCCUUUUCCGUACUCUCUCGGCCGCGAAGAUCGUUUAGUAUCUCGGCUCCGCCUGAAAAGCGCGAACUAAAACUUGCAGGAAUUAAUUAAUAUGCCACCAAUUCCCGAAGUGUGUGCAAAAUUUAAAGAAAAUCUGAUUUUGUGAGCGUUGCACUUGGAAGCCUUUCCUUGUUAGUGAAGUUAUCUAAUCCUUUCAGUAUCGAUACUCGAGCAGAUGGGAUGUGAUUGUCAUUUGUUGUGCCGUCAUCCUCAGUUUAACCCAAGGAAUCUUCUAUUCGCUGAAUCCAAUCGUUUUCAAAGAUUUGACAAACGCCUUAAUAGAAGGUGCUUACAGAUGGGAUAAUAAUAUUUUUGAUUUUGAUGACUUUUCCAAAAAAGCAAUGAAUGCCAUCUGGAAGUAUCUGAUAUUUGGAUCAGCUGUUUUUGUUUUCGGAUUCCUCGGGGUAAGUGUAAUUCGAUAAUUUUGAAUAAUUUUUUAAUAAUUUCUAGAUGAGUUUCUGGAAUAUCAGCUCCGAGAGACAGGUUUUUAAAAUUAGAGCCAAGUUUUUCCGAGCUUUGAUGAGACAAGACAGAAGCUGGUUCGAUAAGCAUGAUGCGGGAGUGUGGACAACAAAGAUGUCAGAGUAAGGGAUUAAUUCUUCCAAGGAAACUGAUUUAGCGGAAUCGACCGAAUAAAAGACGGAACCGGAGAUAAACUGGGACUGGUGAUCGCUUUCUUCGCCCAAUUUAUUGGCGGAAUGACUGUUUCGUUUACCUACAGGUAAGAUAUUAAAUCGAUGACGAAAACAUUUUACUUUAGUUGGAAGAUGAGUUUGGUCAUGUUGGGACUUUUGCCAUUAAUACUGAUUGCUGUUUUGGCGAUUGGAUUCUUCUCAAAAAAAUACAUAAAAGGAGAGCAAGGAUUCUAUGGAAGUGCCGGAUCUGUGGCUGAAGAGGUCUUAUAUGGAAUUCGGACCGUCAUGGCAUUUAACGGACAAGAAAAAGAAAUAGCACGGUAAAUAAAACAUACAUGGAGGCUGGUGUUGUGAUUCGAACGGGCCAAAAGAUUUUAAGAAUUUAUCUUUUUAUACCAUAAUGUGCAAAUUUGAAGGGUCGUUCGAAUUAUAUUACUACAUCUUUGUAAAAAAAGUGCAAUUCGAGAAAAAGCGUAAAUCGUAAGUGUAAAUUUUACAAAAAAGUGUAACUUUUGAAAAAGUUUUAAUUUUGAUGUAAAACAUACAGAAAUGAUGUUAUAAUCGCAAAUUUGUGGUAAGUGUAAAAAAUUUUUUAAAAUGUAAUUUGAAAAAUUUUGCACCCUUUCAAAAAUAAAUAAAAUUGCAAACAAAUUCAAAAAUUAUUUUUCCUAUUGUGUCAUUAGGGUCAACUUUGCGCGUCAGUCCCGUUGCAACGCGUUGUCAACUUGCCGUCGCUUUUGUCGUGUCAAAUUGUUAUGUCAUUUUGAUUGUCCAAUUGUAAUCUUUUUGGAAAAUUUUUGUAGAUUCUUACUAAAAGAUUAUAGGGAUUUUAAAUUUUUAGGAACUAAAUCACCCCUUCUUGUCAAAACGACCAGUGGACCAGUUAUGUAAUAUUAACGGUAUUCACCACAGUCUAUGCUAAACUCGCGUUUGAAAGCUGCGGAUAUCAGAAUUUUCAAUUUAGCCAAAAUGACGAAAAUGACGCUAAUUUGACAUCAAGUUGACGUCAGACUGAAAGAAUCCGUCAAUUUAACAACCCAUGUCAUAUUUGACAGCCAUCAGUGCAAUCUUUACUGCGUCACCCUAGAACUUACCCACCCCGAAAAAGCAAUCACCCAAAAGGGAUCACACGAAUUUCCAUCAUCCGAAUGCGAUAUUCAGUUACCCAAAAAUGCUGCCAUUUCAGAUAUUCUGGAUUUCUCGACUCUGCGGCCAGUGUGGGAGUCAAGAAAGGAAUGAUGAUUGGGAUUGGAACCGGAUUUGUCAUCUUUCUUCUCUUUGGUUCCAUGGGCUUUUCUUUUUGGUAAGCCAUUGUUGCAAUCCAACAAACCUUUUCAGGUACGGAACUAAGCUCGUGAACGAUGGAAUGGACCCAGGAACCGUCUUUGCCGUCUUCUGGGCUUUUAUGGUGGGAGUAUUAUCACUCGCACAAAUGGCAUCACAAAUUCCAGCCAUCAUGGCUGCAAAUAAUGCGGUCGUUGAGGUCUUCAAUGUCAUCAACAGAGUAACAAAACUAAUGAAUUAAACCCAACAAUUAAUUCAGGAACCAGAAAUUAACAGUUUAUCUGACCAAGGAGAGAAAGAUAUUCAUUUCAAAGGAAGUAUUUCCUUUUCGAACGUCGAAUUCAGAUAUCCAAGCAGACCAGAAGUGCAAGUGCUGAAGAAAAUAAACUUCAAGGCAGAAAAAAAUCAAGUUGUGGCAUUAGUUGGAAGCAGUGGAAGUGGGAAAUCUACUGUCAUCUCCUUGUUACAGUUAGUCCUAUCAAAUUAAAUUGUAAUUUUAAGGCGUUUCUAUGAUGUUGACACCGGUUUUAUUCAUCUGGAUGACACCCCAAUCUCCGAGAUUAACGUCCGAGCUCUCAGAAAUAUGGUUUCUGUCGUCUCUCAAGAACCCGUUCUCUUUUCGGGAACGAUCGAAGAGAACUUGAAGCUUGGAAAUCCAUUGAUUGGAGAAAAGGAAUUGAUUGAAGCCACGAAAACAGCAAAUGCCUAUGAAUUCAUCAACAAAUUAGAAAACAAAUUCCAGACAAGGAUCGGGGAUGGGGGAAUUCAGUUGUCCGGAGGGCAAAAACAGCGAAUCGCCAUUGCCAGAGCUCUUGUCAGGCAUCCAAAAGUUCUGCUUUUGGAUGAGGCGACAUCAGCAUUGGAUACAGAAUCAGAAAGGAUAGUGCAAGAAGCGCUGAAGAAGGCAUCGAAUGGAAGAACAACUAUUGUUGUUGCUCAUAGAUUGUCAACCAUCCGAAAUGCCGAUAAAAUAUUGGUAUUCAGGGAAGGGGAGAUCGUCGAAGAAGGGAGCCAUGAGACUUUGAUGGCCAUGAACGGAGUUUAUUCGACAUUGGUGAAGGCACAAGAAAUAAUCAAAUUGAGAACUGAAGACGAUAUUGAAAGUAAGGAUCCUGCACAUACUUUAAAGCCCUUUAGAAGUCGAAGAAUUCGAAAGAAACGAACUGCAGAGAAGCAUCAGACUUAGAAGAUCGACCAGACACAUGAGCAGAGCUUUAUCUUAUACCUCAACAAACCCAGAAAAAGACGAUGAGAUUGACAGACUCAAGGUGAGAUUGACUAACUCUAAACCUAAACUUUUUAGGAUGAGUUGGCCGAAUCUCAUAUAAAACCCACCGAUUUCAAAACCAUAGUUCUUUUUGCCCGGCCAGAAUGGAAUUUACUCUUCUUCGCAAUCUCGUCGGCUUUAUUGAGAGGAGUAAUGUUUCCCCUGUUCUCCAUCAUCUAUGGCCAAGCCUUCAAAGCUUUUGCUACGUCGGACAAGGACGAAAGAAUGAGGCAGGCUGUCUGGAACUGUGUUUACUUUUGUAUUCUGGGUGUUGUUGGGGGCAUAACAAUCGGACUAGGAAGUUAUCUGUUCGGCAAAGCGGGGGAGAGUCUGACAAAGCGCUUGAGGAUUGCGCUGUUCAAAAACAUUGUUUAUCAGGUACAGUAAGAGCUUAACAAAAGGGAACUUUUAAUCAUGCGCAUCAUCACAUCGAAUAUUUUAGGAUGGCCCUUACUUCGAUGACGUAAAACAUUCUCCUGGUCGAUUAAGUGGUCGAUUGGCUACCGAUGCCCCAAAUAUUAGAGCCGUGAGAAUUCUUUUCCAAUGUGCAGUAAUGAUGAUGAUUUAGGCCAUUGAUCAAAGACUGGCUGACGUUGUCGCUUCAUUUUCGGCAAUUGUCUCAGGCAUUGUUAUCGCGUUCUCCUAUGGUCCUGCAAUGGCGCCGAUUGGCAUACUGACUUCCGGCUGUCUAGUUUUGAUACAAACAUUCUUGUCUCAAUAUCUGAAAAAACGCGGCCACACGGAUGCAUUGCUGGCAGAGGCGCCGUCAAGGGUAUGCAGAUAAAAUAACGGCAAAAACCUUUUCUUCAGCUCGCUUCCGAAGCAAUUGAUAAACACAGAACCGUUCAAACCUUAACCCGGGAAGAUUAUUUUGAUGAGGAAUUCCAACGAUUAAUUGAGAAACCACACAAAAGAGCCCUCUUUAGAGGGGUUAUACAGUCGCUGACAUUCGCCUUGCAUGCAAGUUAUGUCUUCUUCAACUUCGCCGCUGCUUAUCGUUAUGGAGUAUUUCUUAUAGAAAAAUCUGUCCUUGAUCCUUACACAGUGUUCCAGUAAGUUUUACAUUAUUCUAUUGCGUAGGCGCAGUUAGAAAGAUAUUAUAUUUUGAAAAUGGACCAGAGCGCAGCAGUCUUACUUAUUAUUAUCGCAUAACACUUGCGCAACGAUGAUUUUAGAGUAAUCGAAGCAUUGAAUUGCGCAACCAUGACUAUGCUAGCCUUUGCUACAUAUUUCCCAGAAUAUGUAAGAGCCAGGCUGAGUGCUGCCAUUAUUUUCAAAAUGUUGGAAGAUCAGCCUACGAUCAGUUACACUUCUCCCAAUUUCAUUCCAACUAUUGGAUUUAACGAUUGGAAAUUUGAAUCAGUUGGAUUCUCGUAUCCAACCAACCCGAAAAGAAAAAUUAUAAAAGAUAUAAGGUUUGAGGUCCCCAAGAAAAAAACCUUAGCAUUGGUGGGAGUCAGCGGAUGCGGAAAGUCAACGAUUGUCCAGCUAUUGGAAAGAUAUUACGACCCCGACUCUGGCUGCAUUGUAAGUUAAAAAUCCUGAUAAUAACCAGCAAUUUAAAGACUGUCAAUGGAAUCAACAUAAACGAAAUCAGCUUGCGGUAUUUGAGGGAUCACAUUGCAGUAGUUGGUCAAGAACCCAUACUUUUUAACUACUCUAUAAAAGAAAAUAUAUCCUAUGGAAUGGAAGGUGUCCCGUUUCAUAUGAUCCAAGAUGCCGCAAGGCUUGCGAAUGCUGAUGAUUUCAUCAGUAACCUACCAGACGUAGGAUUUAAUUGCAGCUUCUGUUAUAAUUUUGCAGGGUUAUGAAACUAAAGCUGGUGAAAAAGGAAAUCAGUUGUCCGGAGGACAGAAACAACGAAUUGCCAUAGCCAGAGCUAUCAUCAGAUCCCCCAGUCUUCUCCUCCUUGAUGAAGCAACUUCGGCUUUGGAUUCGGCCAACGAACUUUUAGUUCAAGAAGCUUUGGAUCGGGUGCAGGAAGGCAGAACGACUAUUGUGAUUGCCCAUCGUUUAACCACCAUUCAAAAUGCCGAUCAUAUACUGGUCAUCCAAGACGGGCAAAUCGCCGAACAAGGAACUCAUAACCAGUUGUUAGCACUUAACGGAAUCUACAAGAAUCUUUCACAAAAGCAAAGUCUCUGAAUAAACAUCUUAUGAAAUACAUAUGUGGGAGAGUCAGCGUGCGUCAUGGUUUUUUUAUUCAGGCCCGGAAUUCCACUGGAUCAAUUUAGAAUUUGGAUAAAGAAUUCCAAUCUCUCCCACCCAUUUUUUGGAUGCGAAUGUCGUUCUAAAUACUUGCAAUCCUGCCGCGUUAAGUCACGUAGGCCCACUAAGAGGUCAUGAUCAUGCAUUAGACUGAUGCGAAUAGGCUCACGACAGAGCUCCUUGACCCACCCCCUCUUGUUUUUAAAGCCAAUCUGUACAAACUUCGAAUAUUGAAUCACGCUUCCACAACCCCGUGACGUCAGUCUCCUCGAUUUAUACUCGAUAUAAAUGCGAGACGGAGCCGUCGAAGCCGAGAUUCUCCAUUUCCGUUCUUUAAUCGGUGCCACACCCUGUCCAAAGCCUCUUUCCCUUUCUUGACACCUUUUAAUGGUUAUUAUCAUAACAUUCCCGACUUGUUCUGUACGACGUUCGGUCCGGCGUGAGGGGAGGCCAUGAUUUAUUGUGUGAUUAAGGGCCGUUAAUAAAACCUCCGGCCGCCAAUUGUACAAAUUCCCUUUCACUUUUGUAUGAUUUCAGACUGCAUUUUUGGGCUUCUGAAUUAAAGAUGAUCGGAAUGAUGAAUGUCCCCUGUGAGUCCCCGACCGAGUUCUACUCGGCGCCCAAGUCUUCUAAUCCCCAAUCAACUUGUUUGAAUGCCAGGAAAGCAACUCCCCCAAAACAAUUGACUUGGUCCAGAAAGUCAUCAAAGAGGAUUUCCGUUUUUGUCAAACGGAGACUCAGCCAUCAAGUGGACUAUCUGAAAGACGGUCGUAAACUCAGAGAUGGAGAACUUGUGGAAGUAAGCAACCGACUCUUUUUAACCAGUAUCCUUCUUUGCCUUUAAUAAGUGUUAUGUCUUAGAAAGAAACAGCCCCAAAAAUGUGGGAAAAACUUCUGGUGAGGACAUUUGUUCACAAAAUCGAGGAUGAGAUUCAAAGUCCAGUUCAAGAAAAGAGAUCGCCAUUCAUCAAUGACAGUAAGUCGAGGAUUGUCCCUCACAAGGGAAUGGUCUGAACUUCCCCCAGCGUUAAGGAAAAUGGCUAGUACAGGUGGAUAGAGCAGGUCGACUUUGGUAGAAAAAGGCAAUUUCCAGCUGCAAAAUAAGCACCGCCGACGAGAAAAAUCGACCGAAAUUUCCGAAAAAAUUUCCUCUUUCUCUUCCCUCGGAAAAGAAGAGGAGAAUCCAGUGGUUCGGUUGGUCGAGUGGAUAGAGCGUCCGCUCGAUAUCCUUUUGGGGGUUGGUUCGAUUUCGGGGCAGCGCGAGUGGCUAUGAUAAGGCUUCAGUGAACAAGAUAAAUUCUUGUGAACCAAAAAAAAAAUAUUUUGCAAUUUUUCGAUUUUCUAGUGAUCAUAAAACACAUAAUAAUAAAGGAUUUCUAUGUAAAUUCCUCCAUUUUUUCUGCAAGAUUCCAGAACGGUUCCAGUCAUAUUCAAUAAUCUAGCCAUGGACUGUCUGUUUUCCGAACACUAGUGGACCUUUGUCAAAAACCCCGAUGUGAUCAAGAUGUGCUUCAGUUUGCUCCUUAUUGGAGUAUGAUUGGGAACGUUCUGGAAUCUUCUAGAAAAAAAUUGGCGGAAUUUACAUGGAAAUCCUUUUUUUAUGUGUUUUAUGAUCUCUAGAAAAUCGAAAAAUUGCAAAAUAUUUUUUUUUGGUUCACAAGAAUUUAUCCUGGUCGCUGAAGCCUUAUCAUAGCCACUCGCGCUGCCCCGGAAUCGAACCAACCCCCAAAAGGAUAUCGAGCGGACGCUCUAUCCACUCGACCAACCGAACCACUGGAUGCUCCUCUUCUUUUCCGAGGGAAGAGAAAGAGGAAAUUUUUUCGGAAAUUUCGGUCGAUUUUUCUCGUCGGCGGUGCUUAUUUUGCAGCUGGAAAUUGCCUUUUUCCACCAAAGUCGACCUGCUCUAUCCACCUGUACUAGCCAUUUUCCUUAACGCUGGGGGAAGUUCAGACCAUUUCCUUGUCAGGUAAAAAGCCCCGUUCAGCACCUCAAUGCACAAAUUCAACCUGGUCUCUGGUCUCGGACCACAAACUGGAAAAGACAAAAGAACUCGAAGCUGAUCGCCCUCGUUCCCAAUCCUGUGGUACAGAUAUGCAGCUUUCCCGGAAGUUCUUUUAA
Bursaphelenchus xylophilus (pine wood nematode) is the source of this 8043-nucleotide messenger RNA. NCBI's taxonomy places the organism in Eukaryota, Metazoa, Nematoda, Chromadorea, Rhabditida, Aphelenchoididae. The record is from the annotation of a GenBank genome assembly.